Molecule: messenger RNA, 3425 nt
Organism: Exophiala dermatitidis NIH/UT8656
Lineage: Eukaryota; Fungi; Ascomycota; Eurotiomycetes; Chaetothyriales; Herpotrichiellaceae
Exons: 2
Coding region: 170-3229 (1019 amino acids)
Biological process (GO): vesicle-mediated transport
Cellular component (GO): intracellular membrane-bounded organelle; Mon1-Ccz1 complex
Source: RefSeq, a predicted model, not a curated record
GCCGGCCAUUUUGAAGGACGCCAGCGAGCCUUCACAUGCGCUGGAUUUCCAAACCGGCGUACAUUCAAUGAACAGCUACCUACGCAGCUCGCUGGACCGACCGGCAUCGAGAUGAUGCUCCUCGCGAUCACUGCCAGUGACCGCAGGGAACGCCGAACCGGCCGCGACCAUGACUUCCCCGAAUUCUAGUAGUAUACACUCCCCGCGUGUCGUGCCGGCCCAUGUUUCCUAUUUCGCCAUAUACAACCCGUCGCUCGGACCGACCGACGAGACCGUUCGCGACCAGAUCGUGUUUUACUACUCGGCCAAGUCUGAGGGAGAGGUUGAGCGUCGUAGGAGAGAAAGAGUCACAAGCAGCAAGCAACAAAGUCCGGAGGGCAAAGACUCAGGGCCGCCCAGUCGGGAUACCAAAGAUGACAAAGAAGCCGAAGAGAACGAACGGCUACGGCAGAUAGGCCUGGCACAGGGCAUGGUGGAUUUUGUCAACAAUUUUUCAAAUGGCGUACCUCUGGAGGUAAUCGAAACGGAAAAGUCCCGGGUGGUAUUGAAGGAGAUCGAACCUCAAUGGUGGAUACUUGCUUCUAUCAGUCUCACGAAGCUGCCUGCGGCCAGCGCCAGCAGCACAUCCUCAGGGACCAGAAAGGCCAGUAAUUUGGGAAAAACCCCUCACGCUGCGACAGCUCCCUCAGCAGAGGAAGUUGAGUACUCGUCGCGGGAGGUGGCGCCGGCACAAUUGCUGCUCGCACAACUGUCACAAGCGUAUCAGGUGUUUCUGCUGCACCACGCCUCCAGUCUGGGGGAGCUCUGGAAGAAACAUGAAAACAAGAGGGAUCUGUUUUGUGGUCUAUUGAACAGGUACUGGACCCAGUUCAUUGCGAACUGGGACGUCCUACUUCACGGCAACCCUGCUGUUGAGCUCUACGAUGCUGUCAAGCUUGCCGUAGGAGGCGAACUGGGCAUUGGCGUCGGAGAGGAAGAGUGGGGCAGUGGUGAGCGAGAGGUGCUGGAGGACUUCGCCAACAGAACCGAAGGUCUCCUGGAUCUCAUCGUGGGCAGGUACGGGGAUGCGCCUCUUUCCCCAGCGGACGGAAAAUCUCAGGUCAAUGAACGUUCCACCCAGUCCGUGAAGAGUUCAGGCUCAGAUCCGGAGCCCUGGCUAGGCAACGGUGAAGACCCGCGGGCCGAAGAUGGAAUAAUAUUUUCUGGUGUCGGUGGCAUCUCCAGACGGUCACUUAUCACCGUCUCCCAAUGGAUGGCUAAUAUCUAUGUACACGGGGAAUCCGCUUAUGGUGUAGGCGAGAACCCGGCAUCCCGACCCCGACAUCGCAGAAACAGGCGACACCCUACACGGCGGGAGAGAACUGAUGCAACGACUGGUCGCACGCAGUACCAACCGCUUGAAGAGGUACAUCCAAGGGUUAGGUCGCCCAAAUCUCGAGCGCCGGAUCUGCGACGCAAGGCGAUUGAGAACAAUGCAACACCGCCGGGCAUCCCUGCCCCAAUCGUGAGCGCCGUGGAGCGGUCUCUUGAGGCCGCAACGACCAAAGCGGAUUCCAACAUUGCAGACAAAAAGGGCGAAGGUGGAGAACCAGACAAUAACGGGCGCGACCAAAGUGAACAACAGGGCUCUGCUUUGUUUGGAACAGAGAAGGUGAUGAAAUAUCUUAGCCUCGGGUACGGUUCCAGCUGGACGUUGAAUCCGAAAGGAUUCGGUGGUCCGAACAAGUCAACCCCCAACGGGAAUGUGAAUACGAAUACCACAGAGUCGCAACAGCCGGGAGACAAGAGAGAACAGAACACAUCAGCUGAAGAACCACAACCACUCCAGGAGCUUGAUCCCACCCCCAACGUCAGUGAUGCGGAAGAAACGCAACCGCAGACGCCCUUUGUUCAACGGCUUGAACAGUCGAUUGGCAAGUUCUUGAUUGGUCUGUCUGGAGACUUGGAAAAUACCGAGUUUGAGAACGAGUCGGACGGCGAAGCCACAACAGACACGAAAGCAAAAGGAUCAUUACGGGCUGAGUCACCGACUCCAAGCACUUCCAGCCGUAUCUUCCUACGGACAUUGACCAUCGAGAUGUCAUCAUCGCGCUUUUCCAAUACCAAUCGAUCAGCAGCCUCGCAAAACACACGGAGAAGCUCUGUAGACGACAGCGCCAGUUCGACACCAGCCAAAACCAGUGCUGCAGCCUCGGUGGACGGGUCGCGGCCGAAUGUGACGCACGAAAAGGUCCAGGUGGCUGUAUACGUUCACCAACCGUUUAUUUUUGUUUUUCUCUUUCAGCUGCACACUCCGAAUCUGACCAUGCCGGGAUUCUAUCGGUCUAUUCAUCACAUUCUGGGGCCGUUGCAGAAGAGUCUGUUGAGGAAUACAGAUCCGCAACGGUGGAGAGAGCGUGUGCAAACAGCACUUGUGCCGGAUCCAGACCCCGAUGACGAAGAUGUUGUCAGAAGUAUGAAGGGCUACUACAUGGACCUGUAUGACUUGGUUUAUGAUCCUAGCAAAUUGACGGUUCGGACAUCGAUUCCCAAUAUUCCUCUUCCAGGAAGUCUUGCGGCUGAAGGACUUCAUCGAACGUUUUCGUCUCCUACGAAACCUGUCACGGUCUCGGGAUCUUGGUAUACGCUUGGAAUAGCUAUUGGGGGGCUGUCAUCUUCUUCUUCUGUGGAGUCGGUAUCGGGCUCUGGUUCGGGCUCUGGAAUGCUCAUGAGAAGUAAUUGGACCAGAGUCGAAGCUCUGAACGUCCAUACUCAUAUUCUUAAUAUUUGGGCGGGCACAAGACCGAAAAGGCCUGAUGGUGAUUCAGGUCGGCCUGGAACUCAGGAGCUCGAGAGGACGGUUAAGACGGCCCGCGGGUGGUGGGUUGUAUGGAUGAAGGUACCGGUAAGCCGGGUGGUGUCUGCCGAUCAUGAUGCUAGGAGUGAUGAAGUGAGUGAAAUCAGACAAGAGUUGAGGGAAGCAAUACUGGUCAGGAGAUCUCUUCAAGACAACAACCGAGCCGUCAGUGGCAAGGACUUGUCUUCUAGCGUCCCAGGGUUGGGGUUUGGAGGUGUCGGUGCUGCUGGAAAAUGGCUCCUCCGGGAUCAACCGCGCAGUCGAGAUGUCAGUGGUUCCUCUGGGUCUGGAGCUGGAGCGACAGCGACGACUACUAAUGCAAAGGGUGUGAGUGAGGGUGUGGGAGUAGACGCGAGAAAAUGGGUUGAGGGGCUGGUUAGGCUGACCAUGUGACGGAGGGAGGAAUCGUAGUGGGCGCGGGAAUGGGUGGGAGCACCAGACAGAUACAUAGCUUCGACUGUACAGUGAGUGGUACAGUUUACCCGAUUGACGUCCGUCUUUGGGGAGAAAAAGACAAAUGCGACAUGCCAUAUUGAUUCGUGUUCCGCCUGCUACUGGAGUAUGAAGUUAUUCAUUGACAAGCGUGAGA